Molecule: messenger RNA, 2351 nt
Organism: Sipha flava (yellow sugarcane aphid)
Lineage: Eukaryota; Metazoa; Arthropoda; Insecta; Hemiptera; Aphididae
Product: FK506-binding protein 5-like
Exons: 5
Coding region: 557-1813 (418 amino acids)
Molecular function (GO): DNA binding
Source: RefSeq, a predicted model, not a curated record
GCCGGCGGCUGCUGCUCAUUACCGCCACACGUUUCGCGGACGCCGGUCGACCCUUGCCGUCGUCGUCGUCGUCGUAUCUCACACGCGUAUCGCUCGCACACAGCACACACUUUCGUUCGUCUACGCAUUAUUAUUAUUUAUUUAUUAUAUUUUUCCGUCGUACGCCCGAUAAUUGUAUCGCCCCCGUGUUUUUUUUUUUUUUUUACUAUUUUCAUAUUUUGUUUGACCCGCGAAAAAAGUACGAUUUUUUCGCCAAAUUUUUCCCACCCAUACCGAUGGUCUGGGGCAUUGCGUAGCCGUUUCAUAGGUUUUGACGUUUUGUGGUUUUUUUUUUUAAAAAUAUUUUACGAACUUUUUUUCGCUCGCUGAAACUUUUUUUUCCCCCGAUCAACUACCGGCCGUCGUGGUGCAGCUCUCUGACAUGAUGCCAGAAAUCGCCGUUUGAACGCUCGACCACCGCAGAGUUCUCAGCUAACACACCAGAUAGCCUGUACCUGCCACAGCGCAUCGACUGUUUUUAUUAUAUAUUACGACAUAUAUCGACAUCCUUCACACAAUGGAAGUAGGUCUGAAGAAAGAGUCACCGAUCACGUACAGUAACGGCAAGCGGCUGUUUACGAUCGAUCAGAAGGUGGACGCGCUGGUGCGCAUCAAAAUGACAGGCUGCUCCAAGGCCGAGGUAGCCCGGAGCCUGCACGUGGCCGAGUCCACUUUCCGCGGAUGGUUCAAGAACAAGGACAUUGUGAUGAAAGCCGAGGCCAAGUACAACGAGAUGAAGACCAAGUCGUCUAAUGCUUCGUCGGACGGUUACAAAUCGGACGACAAUUCCAAAUCGUUCUCCGUAGACGGGUCGGACAACAAUUCGUCCACGUGCUACACGGAAGACCGGGAGGGCAGUCGGUCCCGUUUCAGCAGCCCGGACCCUUGCGCGCCGAAUGCUCCCGUCCGUCGCAGUCCCGAAAGGCCUCACCUACUUCAUCACAACAAACAGAAGCUUAAAAAACCGCAUCACAACAACAGUCUGAGCCUGGGCAACAGCAACGGCCUGCUCAACGGCACCCUGAACGCCAGCCUGAACGCCGGACUCAACGCCAGCCUGAACGCCGGACUCAACGCCAGCCUGAACGCCGGGUUCAACGCCAGCCUGAACGCCAGUCUGACCGCCAGUCUCGGCGGCGGCCUCGGCAGCGGGCUCAACGGCGGUCUCAACGGCAGCCUCGGCGGCGGUCUCGGCCACCUCACCCAGCAACAGCAACUGCAACACCACCUGUCGCAGCUCGCACAUCACCCGCUGCACCAUAACAUAUCGUCGUUGACCGGCCUCAAAGGCAGCAAUGCCGCAGCAGCCGCCGCGGUCGCCGCCGCCGCAGCGGCCGCCGCAGUGGCCGCCGAUCACCCGAGCCUGAGGCUCAGCCCCGCCGAGCUGCAGAGCAAGAUCAACAACUACUUCAGCCCGUCGCCGCUGCUGGCGACUUCACUACCAGGUUCAGUAAACUUUCUAUCUCCAAAUUUCACCACGGAAAGUACCACCUACAACAAAUCCAGCAGUUUCAUCAAUACUAUGGUGACGGCCACGCUGAUGGAGCCGCAAGCAUUGGAUCUGUCCACGCACUCGAGAAAUAAGUGUAAGGGUUCCAAACGAUCAUUAACCACAACCACGGUCACCAACACCACCACCACACAAACGAGCCCGAAAAUACUAAGGCACAAUUCUUACAGAAACCUGUACAAGCCGUAUAGCAGGUGCACCGACGACAUCGUACAUACUAGACAAGGUAUUAACCCGAGAAAUCCAUUGUGGCCAUUGCAGUAAACCGAACGAAGAUAUCAAGUACCUAAAUCAUACUCGUCUUCGCGGCUUCUCGGAAACAGAUCGGAACGCGUGACGAAGAAUUGACCUGUUCGUUUUACACACACGGAUCAGCCCAUAAAGAUUUUCACGAGGACAAAACAAAACACUCACCGGACGAUCAUCUGUCCCGCGUUCGUCCGUCGUGCACACAUCGCAACGUUCGUCGUUUCACCGUGUAAAUUGUAUUUAUUGUACAUACAAAAUGAUGUAGAUAUAACCGUGUUUAAGACUAUUUCAGUUUUGUUUCUCAUUGUAAAUGUAUAUUAUAUACAUAUAUUUAUGUAUUGUGUAUGUAAUCGUAAGUCUAGUUGUUAACUGUACAUAAACGUAUGUUCCGAGGAGCGCUCUGUGUACGAGAUAUAAAAUAUGAUUCUUAAGGUAUUCUAGAAGUUUAAUUUUUGAGAACGAAGAAGAAAAUCACACGAUAAUUUAUUUAUUAUAUACAAAUAUACCAUUACGCAAUGGUAAUCUUUUUUUUUUUUAUAUGCUCUAUUUUAAA